Molecule: messenger RNA, 1797 nt
Organism: Magnolia sinica
Lineage: Eukaryota; Viridiplantae; Streptophyta; Magnoliopsida; Magnoliales; Magnoliaceae
Product: citrate synthase, mitochondrial-like
Exons: 20
Coding region: 165-1580 (471 amino acids)
Biological process (GO): tricarboxylic acid cycle; citrate metabolic process; carbohydrate metabolic process
Cellular component (GO): mitochondrial matrix
Source: RefSeq, a predicted model, not a curated record
UGGGCCCUAGUGGGCGGCGACACGAUGGAUCCUGAGUUGCCUGAGUCGCUACAGUGGCAACAAAACGAACUCCAUUAAGAGCAGCGCAUCUCUUUCUCUGUCACUGCCUCUCCUUCUCUGCAGACUCGUUCGCGCUUUUGUUUCACAAGAAUCGCCCUCGAGCAAUGGUUUUCUUUCGGGGCGUCUGCUCUCUCUCGAAGCUCUGCUCCCGUCGCGUUCAGCAGUCUACUUUAAAUGGUUCUGUGCGAUGGCUGCAAAUGCAAACUGCUUCAGAGCUUGAUCUUCAUUCUCAACUGAAGGAUCUGAUUCCGGAACAACAGGAACGCCUUAAGAAACUGAAAACGGAACAUGGGAAGGUUCAGCUUGGGAACAUUACCAUCGAUAUGGUAAUUGGUGGAAUGAGAGGAAUGGCUGGAUUGCUUUGGGAAACCUCAUUGCUUGAUCCGGAUGAGGGAAUUCGUUUCAGGGGUCUCUCCAUCCCUGAAUGCCAGAAAGUGUUACCAGCUGCAAAACCUGGGGGUGAGCCAUUGCCUGAAGGCUUGCUGUGGCUUCUUCUAACUGGGAAGGUACCGAGUAAAGAGCAAGUUGAUGCACUAUCUAAAGAAUUGCAAAGUCGUGCCAAUGUUCCAGACCAUGUAUAUAAGGCGAUCAAUGCUCUUCCUGUUACAGCCCAUCCAAUGACACAAUUUGCAACAGGCGUUAUGGCACUUCAGGUUCAUAGUGAAUUUCAGAAAGCAUAUGAGAAAGGGAUUCCAAAAUCAAAGUUUUGGGAGCCAACAUAUGAGGACUCCCUCAAUUUGAUUGCUCAAGUCCCUGUUGUAGCUUCUUUUGUUUACAGAAGGACUUACAAGGAUGGACAAAUUAUACCUGCGGACAAUUCUCUAGAUUAUGGUGCGAAUUUCUCUCACAUGCUAGGAUUUGAUAGUCCUAAAAUGCAAGAGCUGAUGAGACUAUAUGUCACUAUCCAUAGUGACCAUGAAGGUGGAAAUGUUAGUGCUCAUACUGCUCAUCUGGUUGCUAGUGCCCUUUCAGAUCCUUACCUUUCAUUUGCAGCUGCACUAAAUGGUUUAGCUGGGCCACUACAUGGUUUGGCUAAUCAGGAAGUUUUAUUAUGGAUCAAAUCUGUAGUAGAGGAGUGUGGAGAAGACAUCACGACUGAACAGUUGAAGGAAUAUGUCUGGAAGACAUUGAAUAGUGGCAAGGUUGUUCCUGGAUUCGGACAUGGAGUUCUGAGGAAAACAGAUCCAAGAUACAUGUGCCAGAGGGAGUUUGCAUUGAAGCACUUGCCUGACGAUCCACUAUUCCAGCUGGUUUCGAAGCUUUAUGAAGUAGUUCCUCCAAUUCUUACUCAACUCGGCAAGGUCAAGAAUCCAUGGCCCAAUGUCGAUGCUCAUAGCGGUGUAUUGCUGAACCAUUUUGGUUUAGCUGAAGCAAGAUAUUUCACUGUUCUUUUUGGCGUCUCAAGAAGCAUAGGAAUUUGCUCCCAGCUAAUAUGGGACCGCGCUCUUGGGUUACCUCUUGAAAGGCCAAAAAGCGUCACAAUGCAAUGGCUCGAGGAUCAUUGCAAGAAGGCAGCUUGAUGCUGAAAGGCUCCAAGCUGAAGCUGACUCUCAGUGUUGAUUUUUCAAAAUAAUAAAAGCAGAAGAGGGGGGUGUGUAAAAUGCAGUUUGAGGCUAUAGAUGCUUCUUAUUCUUGCCUGGGAACAUUUGAGCGAUGCCGAUUUGUGUUUUAGAACUAAAUUUCAGAAAUGGUUAAGAUAUAGGAAAUGUCAUGCAUUCCGGCAUGUUUGUCUCCAAA